ACUCAGCCUCCAGAAAGGAGGUGGGUUUGCGGGGCGGAGCCGCCGCUCUGCACCGCCCCGGGUCCUCAGCUGUUCUUGUCAGAUAACGUUACAUGUACCGUUUUACCGCAAGCGGACGGUAACACAUUUAAUUUCAACAACUAAACAGUUCAGCAAGCUGCCAUGGCCUCAGGUGGGCCCACAGCGCCAGGAGCCACACAUAUGGCCACUAAGGUGGAGCUGACCAUCUCCUGUGACAACCUCAUGGACAUGGACAUCUUCUCCAAGUCUGACCCUCUGUGUGCCCUGUACCUCAACACCUCAGGAUCCCACUGGUAUGAGUAUGGGCGCACAGAGAUGAUCCUGAACUGCCUGAAUCCCAGGUUUGCCAAGAAGUUUGUUAUCGACUACUAUUUUGAGAUGGUGCAGAAGCUGAAGUUUUGUGUGUAUGAUAUUGACAAUAACACCUACGACCUGAGUGAUGAUGAUUUCCUGGGGGAGCUUGAAUGUACCCUGGGUCAGAUUGUUUCCAGCAAACAGAUGACUCGAUCUUUGCUGCUAAAAGACAAGAGGCCUGCAGGUCAUGGGACCAUCACAAUCUGUGCUGAAGAAAUAACAGACACCAGAGUGGCAGAGUUUGAGGUGUGUGCCCGCAGGCUGGACAGAAAGUAUUUGUGGUGGUCCGACCCGUUCCUGGAGUUCUACAAGCAAACAGAGACUGGGUGGCAGCUGGCUCACAGGACAGAGGUUGUUUACAACAACUUGAACCCCACAUGGAGACCGUUCCGUGUCUCACUGCGAUCUCUGUGUGGAGGAGAUGUGGAGAAACCUAUAAAGGUCGACUGUUACGACCAUCACAUCAGCGGCUCCCAUGACCUCAUUGGGAGCUUUAAAACCACACUGGCAGAGAUGCAAAUGGGAACGCACAUUUCUCAGGCUGAGUUUGAAUGCAUCAACCCAAAAAAGUUAAAGAAGAAAAACUAUAAAAACUCUGGGGUCCUUUGCAUCAGGCACUGCCAGGUGGUGAAGGAGUACACCUUCCUGGAUUAUAUCAUGGGGGGAUGUCAGAUCAACUUCACUAUCGGUAUUGACUUCACAGGCUCUAACGGGGACCCGAGCUCUCCCCAGUCCCUGCACUACAUCAACCCUGAAGGCUACAAUGAAUACCUGACAGCCAUCUGGGCAGUGGGUAACGUCAUCCAGGACUAUGACAGUAACAAGAUGUUCCCUGUCUUUGGUUUUGGAGCCCAGAUCCCCCCCAGCUGGCAGGUUUCCCAUGAGUUUCCAAUCAAUUUCAAUCCAACAAAUCCAUUCUGUGCAGGUAUAGAGGGUGUGGUGCAGGCAUACCAGCAGUGUCUCCCCCAGGUGAAGCUGUGGGGUCCUACCAACUUUUCUCCGAUCAUCAACCAUGUGGCCUGCUUCGCCAGUCAAGCUCUGCACCAGUACACAGCCUCACAAUACUACGUCCUGCUCAUUAUCACAGACGGAGUGAUCACAGACAUGGACCAGACUCGAGCCGCCAUCGUCCAGGCCUCUCGUCUGCCUAUGUCCAUCAUCAUUGUGGGUGUGGGCAGGGCAGACUUCAGUGCCAUGGAGUUCCUGGACAGUGAUGACAAACUGCUGAGUUCACACACUGGUGAAGUCGCAGCGAGAGACAUCGUCCAGUUUGUGCCCUUCAGAGAUUUCCAAGGAAACAGUGUGGCCCUCGCUCAGAGUGUCCUGGCGGAGCUGCCUGAUCAGGUGUCCUCCUUCUUCAAUUCUUACAAGCUGAAACCCCCGAAUAUAUUGAGUGUUUCUGAGCCGUCCUAGAAAGGUGCGACGAUUAACCCAAAUACCUCAUAUUAACUGCCUGUCUGCAUCUCCUGCUCCCUCCCUCUAUGUUCACUGGAUGGAAUGAUGCAAAUCAAAGCCAAAAAUUGUUCUUAUCAGCUUGUGCUGUCACAUGAACGUGGGGUAAAGAAUAACAGAAUCACAGUGAACCCCAAAUCCAUGACUGAACUCAUUAUCGCUUCAGUCUGAUCCAUGACAGAAGAAUUCCUUGGACGCACGAUACUUUAUCAUGCAUGAAAUCGCCAAGCAAUCUCAAUAAAAAUAAUCACAUUAUUUUGUCAUGUGUCAUCUGACAUGUUGGUAUACCUUUAUUGAUUAAAUAUUAUUUCUUGGA
Molecule: messenger RNA, 2143 nt
Organism: Lates calcarifer (barramundi perch)
Lineage: Eukaryota; Metazoa; Chordata; Actinopteri; Centropomidae
Product: copine-3-like
Biological process (GO): ERBB2 signaling pathway; cellular response to calcium ion
Cellular component (GO): plasma membrane
Molecular function (GO): calcium-dependent phospholipid binding; receptor tyrosine kinase binding
Source: RefSeq, a predicted model, not a curated record